This is a messenger RNA of Magallana angulata, 2028 nucleotides long. RefSeq lists its product as uncharacterized. NCBI's taxonomy places the organism in Eukaryota, Metazoa, Mollusca, Bivalvia, Ostreida, Ostreidae. Bases 321 to 1679 code for a protein of 452 amino acids. The record is from RefSeq and is a predicted model, not a curated record. The transcript has 6 exons.
UCUUGCAGAUUAAGCCAUCGAGCAAACCGUAAUGAACUAAUGACAAUCAACAAUACGUACUCUUGGGUGUCUGAUUUACAGAAAGAAAAAUAAUUAGCACGCCAAUAGCAGGUGACCGUUAGGGUGCGUUGGUUUUGUCAGUAAUGAAAUGAUUCCCGAAGUGAACUCCACAUUUAGCCUCGUCACUCUAGUUAAAAAAUAAAUUUGUGUUGGUUAAAACAUAUAAUAUGGCAUCAUGAUGGUGUUUUAGUUCAAAGAUUUCCUUCCGAUAUGGGACUAAAGAAUCCUUGAUUUCCGAACUGACUUCAUGGAGUUGUGGAAUGUAUAGUUGCCAGUGCAUGGAUAAGAUGCAUCAGAGGGUCUAUUAUGGGAUAAGCUUAGUUUUGUUUUGUGUUGCCCUUUCUGACUGUUUACCCCAAUGGGCCAAUCAGAGGCUUGUAUUCACUGUAUUUGAGGUCAACAACACUUGGAACGAGGCUCGGGAGGUCUGCCGAAACAAUGAGCGCUGGUUACUGUCUAUGGAGGACUCAGACGCCUGGUCAAUGUGGAAACAUCUUAUGGACCCCAGUGUGGGCCUCCCCCGCAGACCACACGACGUGAGGUACUGGAUGGACAUCCAUGCCCGCUACCCCAGCAACAUGUCUGACCUCUACCAUGACAACUGUUCACAGGUGUCCUACACGGAAUGGUGGGCGGACCCGUACCGGCAUACGUACGUCAUAGAGGACCCCUGUGUAGCGUUCGAUGCCUACUGGCGACCUUUCACUGACCUUGUGCUCAAGAAUUGGUUUGGAGUAUCGUGCCAGAAUGGGCAUUACUUUAUUUGCAUAAAGCUAAUGGAUGAGCUUCCAUGCGUCACUUCCUGUGAGGAGUCGAUCUAUUUGUUUCCCAACAAUGGGUUUGAAUGUACUGGUUUGUGUGGCAACCUUGGGUCGGUAUGCCAAGCACGAUUUCUGAUGUUGGAUAGUUUUACCAUCUGCCACAUCAUCAAAUCUCACAAGAAUACGUCGAAUCCGUCCUACAACAUUUGUUUCUUUCCGACAUUGUACGGUGGACUUACUUUUUGUGGAACUCAAGGAUAUCCGUUUAAUUUAUCCUACACACCAAACAACCAGGCAACUGUCACAGACUUGUGUGCAGAAACCACGACACAAGAAGAGACAACUGAACCAGUCAAAAUGACAUCAGAGCAGACGACAACAGAGCAGACGACAGAAGCAACAACAAUAGAAACAACAGCGAAUUCGAAACUCGAGCUCACAACCGAGGAAAUCCCCGAUCUGGGGACAACUUCCCAGAUCCUUUGUGAAUGUCCAUGCUCCAGUGUCACAAAUGUUUCUGAUUCUGUGUUGACGAUAGAAGAGAAAGUCGAGAAACUGAAAAAGGAACUUACAGUGAACAAGCAGAACACUUCCGCUCACCGACGUAGCAAAAUCAGCGUGGCGGAUCACAGGGUUUCCGCCACCAGCAUUGGAUCGCUGGGCGUGGUUAUUUUAAGCGUGAUCAUGGGUUCAGUCUGUCUGAUGGAUUUGACCAACGUCCGAUGCGACGUCAUUGCCAACAAGUGCUGCAAGAGGAAAAGCAAGAAAAUCCGUGACAAAGAAAGUAAAUCGCAGUCAAAGGAUGGCGCUCUAAAUUUAGAGCUGAAACCUCUUGAGGAUGCACUGUCAAAAAACUGAUUUAAUCGAAAAUACGUUGUGUGUAAAUGAUGUGUGCGCGGAAAAUAAUGUGCAAUAUGAAAUUUUAAUAGCGUAAAUCAUCAAACUUUUUUCGUGAGAUUCAAUUCCGAGAAAGCGCAAUGCAGAAAAUAUCGCCUUUUCAGCACAGUUUUUACAAUGACACACGUACUUGUAUAUAGGAAGGACACACUAAUUUUGUGGAAUUGUGGCAAGAAUUAUAUGAUAAUAAAAUAAAGAGAUUGUUCCUUUUUUUUGGAGCAAAUGACGUAAUACAAAAAUGAAACACAAUAUUCUCCAUCAUAAUAACUAUGGUUACAUUGAAUGCAAUAAAUGGGUCUGUAGACUUUAC